Lachancea meyersii CBS 8951 is the source of this 1674-nucleotide messenger RNA. Lineage: Eukaryota; Fungi; Ascomycota; Saccharomycetes; Saccharomycetales; Saccharomycetaceae. The record is from the annotation of a GenBank genome assembly.
AUGUCCAACGGGCUCAAAAAUCCCUUCAUUGAUAAUACUCCCAGCUCGUCGCCAGUCAAGCCGAGAAGUAAAAGUGGUAAACGUGUGUCCAAACAGGAUGGCUCCUCCUCUUCCUCCCUGUCGUCUGCGCAGUCCUCGCCCAUCAGAAGACCGCGCUUGAACCAUGUAGGAUACACUGAUAGGUAUAUGCCCAAUAGAACCGAUAUGGACUUGAGAUCGAUGAUAUCGGUAGGCUCUUCAAACUUCCCUGGACUUCAACCCUCCAACUCUGAUAACCAACUAGAGUUUCGCAAAGAACAAGAGGCAUAUGAAACGUUUGAUGCUGUUUUGAAGAAUGAACUGUUCGGCGAGAAACUAAGUAAAAGCUCGAAUGAGGUUGAAGACAGCAUAGAAAGAAUAAAGUAUUCUUCCUCGGUUUCGUAUCAAGAGCCGACGACGCCGCCAAGAUCUCAUGCUGGUAGCUCUGAGAGGGAAUCUUUAAUUUCCCCUACGCAAUCUAGCCCGGCAACACCGCGACGGCUUAUUUUCGAGCACCACCACAGGCCGAGCACCUCUUCAGUAAGGGGUGCCAGUCUACUUACUUACUGUGAAAAAAAGGCCUCUAGACCCUCUACAGCUUCACUAUUACAAAGUCAAUAUUCAAGCUCAGCAUCGCCGGUACGACCUGAUUCGGAGAAACUACUACUGCAACCCAGCAAAAAAAUUCGACAAAUCGCCAAAAUUCCAUAUAGGGUGCUUGAUGCCCCCUCACUGGCAGACGAUUUUUAUUACGAUCUGAUAGACUGGUCCAGCACAGAUAUCCUUGCCGUAGCUCUGGGAAAAUCAAUUUUUUUAACAGACAACAAAACAAAUGAUGUGGCACAAUUAGCAAGUACCGACGACGAAUACACCAGCCUGAGCUGGGUGGGAGCAGGCUCUCACCUCGCUGUUGGACAGCUUAACGGUCUUGUCAAGAUAUUUGACGUGGAGAAAAAGAAAUGUAUUAGGACAAUACCAGGCCAUAUAGAUCGAGUGGCUUGUCUGUCAUGGAAUAACCAUGUCCUGAGCUCAGGGAGCCGAGACCGCAGGAUUCUGCAUCGUGAUGUGAGGACCCCUGAACCAUGUUUUGAAGAGAUCCAUUCUCAUACUCAAGAGGUUUGUGGACUGAAAUGGAACGUUGAGGAGAACAAGCUUGCCUCAGGUGGAAAUGACAACUUGGUUUUUGUUUACGAUGGAACUUGUCGUAGUCCUAGUUUGAAGCUGUCCGAACACACAGCAGCUGUCAAGGCGAUAGCAUGGUCCCCUCAUAAGCGAGGAAUCUUGGCGACAGGUGGAGGGACUGCCGACAAAAAGUUGAAAGUAUGGAACAUCAGGACUGGUACAAAAAUUCAUGACGUACAUGCGGCUUCGCAAGUGUGCAACAUGGUCUGGUCCAAGAAUACGAACGAAAUUGUUACAUCGCAUGGAUAUUCAAAGUACAAUUUGACACUUUGGGAUAGUAAUACAAUGGAUCCUCUUGCAAUUUUGAAAGGUCAUAGUUUCAGAGUGCUGCAUAUGACGUUAUCUGCAGAUGGGACAACCAUAGUCUCAGGUGCAGGCGACGAAACCCUGAGAUACUGGAAACUGUUCGAAAAAUCAAAACCGCAAUUACAACCUGCGUCUGCCUUACUCAACGCAUUUAAUCAGCUCAGAUAG